Dinoponera quadriceps is the source of this 840-nucleotide messenger RNA. RefSeq names its product acyl-CoA-binding domain-containing protein 6. The transcript has a single exon. Gene Ontology annotation, molecular function: fatty-acyl-CoA binding; protein binding. Bases 27 to 743 code for a protein of 238 amino acids. Lineage: Eukaryota; Metazoa; Arthropoda; Insecta; Hymenoptera; Formicidae. The record is from RefSeq and is a predicted model, not a curated record.
GACAAAGGUGAGUUGAGACCACAACCAUGGCUGAGUGCGAAUCAAACGUGACGGAUUUGGAGGACAGAUUCAACAGAGCUAGCAAGUAUAUGCAAUCACUAGUAUGGGAUUUAGAUGCGGAUAAAUUGCUCACAUUGUAUGGUUUAUACAAGCAAGCCACCGUCGGCCCUUGCGACAUCUCGAGGCCCAAUUGGUACCAGAUGCAGGCCGUGCGCAAGUACGAGGCGUGGAAGAAACUCGAGGACAUGAGCCAGAAGAUUGCAAUGGCGAAUUACAUCGACAUCAUCGCGAGGCUGAAUCCAUCGUGGGAAGAGGAGGCGAAGUUCGACGAGUCCCGCGGAUGGACCUCCGUCAGCAAGUUACCCAACACAGAUGCGGCGUUGAAGGACACGGAGAAGACGUUCUUGGACUGGUUGAAGGAGGGCAAUGAGGCGAGGGUGCGGGAAAUGGUGAGCAAGGAACCCGGACUCGCGGAGUGGAAGGACGAAGUCGGUUUGUUACCCAUACACUGGGCCGCGGAUCGAGGCCACGUUGGAAUCUUAAAGUUUCUGGUCGAGCAAGGCGCGGACCUAAAUUCCCUCGAUCUCGAGGAGCAAACGCCCCUUCACUACGCGGCAUGCUGCGGUCAUGUGGAAGCAGUGAGGUACUUACUUUCGAUCGGGGCCGAUACAUCGAAAAAAAAUGGAGAUGGUAUGACACCCAAAGAUAUCGCCAUUGACGCGACUAAGGAUCUCUUCUGCUAACGCUAUCUACCGUAGUUCUUGUGUUACACAUGCACACAAUAUGAUAACGAUUGUUACUCUGUUUGAAUAUAUUAAUAAAUUUUCGAUGGAUUAAUAA